This is a messenger RNA of Mytilus trossulus (common blue mussel), 2105 nucleotides long. RefSeq names its product sodium- and chloride-dependent glycine transporter 1-like. Lineage: Eukaryota; Metazoa; Mollusca; Bivalvia; Mytilida; Mytilidae. The record is from RefSeq and is a predicted model, not a curated record. Gene Ontology annotation, biological process: sodium ion transmembrane transport. The transcript is spliced from 16 exons. Bases 107 to 2044 code for a protein of 645 amino acids. Gene Ontology annotation, cellular component: plasma membrane.
AUAAACUCAUCCGUAACAACUACAAUUGCAUGUCUAUCAAUAUUUAUGAGAAUUGUUAUAAACAAUUAUAUUUAUAUUCAAUUAUUUCUCAGGACUACCCGGUACGAUGGAUAAAGAACACAAACUUUCCCCCGGAGGAAGUCUUGACAGUGGGCUUGGUAGUGAACUUUCGAGUCAGGUUGAAAAAGGCGUCCAUUUUCCUUCUCAGAAUGGGACCAAAAAUGACAGUGUGGAGAUUGGAGAACCAGUCAAAAUUAUGGAACGUGGCCAAUGGGGUGGUAAACUUGAAUUCAUAUUGACCUGUGUUGGAUACGCUGUAGGUCUGGGUAAUGUCUGGAGAUUCCCUUACCUGGCUUUUAAAAAUGGUGGUGGUGCCUUUCUCAUUCCAUACUGGUUCAUGCAACUUUUUGUCGGAAUGCCGCUUUUCUUUAUGGAGCUGUCAUUUGGACAAUUUGCUAGUCUAGGUCCAUUGGCAAUAUGGAAAGUCAACCCACUCUUUAAAGGUUUGGGUUACUGUUCAGUGAUAGUUUCAGCCGUCAUAGGAUUGUAUUAUAAUGUUAUCAUCGGCUAUUGUUUCUUCUUUUUCUUUGCAUCAAUGUCUGAUCCGUUACCAUGGAGUCAGGAAGUGACGUCACAUAAUAAUACAAACAGUACAGUUUUAAUUCCAAGUAAUUUCACUAACACCACUGGAACAGAAAGAUCCAAAAGCGAGGAAUUCUUUUAUGAUAGAGUAUUGAAUAUGUCCGAUGGUCUACAUGAUUUCGGAGCAGUUAGAUGGGAACUAGCUCUGUGCUUAUUGUUAGCAUGGGUAGUUGUCCUGGCAGUUUUGGCAAAAGGAAUCAAAAGUCUUGGAAAGGUUGUGUAUUUCACAGCAUUGUUUCCAUAUAUAAUACUGCUGGCUCUGUUCAUUAGAGGAGUUACCUUAGAUGGUGCUUCUGACGGAAUAUAUUAUUAUCUUACACCACAAUGGGACAGACUAGCAGAUUCAACCGUAUGGAGUGACGCUGCCACUCAAGUAUUCUUUUCACUCAGUGCCUGUUCUGGAGGUCUAAUUCUCAUGGCCAGUUACAACAAAUUUGACAAUUUUUGUCUUCGAGAUGCUUUAAUUGUACCAAUUGUAGAUUGUUUAACGAGCUUCUUUGCUGGAUUAGUAAUAUUUACCGUUCUUGGUUUCAUGGCUCACCAAAAAGGUGUUACUAUUGAUGAGGUUGCAAGGGGAGGUCCGGGUUUGGCAUUCAUUGCUUACCCAGAAGCAAUUUCCAACAUGCCUGCUCCAACAGUGUGGGCUGUUCUUUUCUUUUUCAUGAUGCUUAUAAUUGGUUUCAGUUCCGAGUUCUCAAUAAUGGAAACUGUCAUGGCAUCCUUUAUAGAUGAAUAUGCAUUUACUUUGAGAAAAAACUGGAGAAAUUCAGCAAUUUUUCGUGUGACAGUGUGCAUGUCUUUCUACUUGCUUGCUUUGCCUAUGACAACAAGGGGAGGAUUUUACUUGUUUGAAUUGGUGGACAACUCCAUUAGUGGUUUCCCAUUGCUUUUUGUUGGACUGUUUGAAUGUAUUGCUAUUAACUGGAUUUAUGGCUACAAACAAUUUGCUGACGACAUUGAAAUGAUGUUGGGUAAACGGCCUUGUUUCUAUUGGAGAUUUUGUUGGUCCUUUUUCACGCCACUCGUACUGUUUGUUGUCAUUGUGUUUAAAGCAUACCAGUAUGAACCAUUGACACUGGAAGAUUAUGAAUAUCCGGACUAUGGACUUGCUCUGUGGUGGCUUAUUUGUUUGUUUCCAAUAUUAGCCAUUCCUACUGUGUUUCUGUUCAAAUACAUCCCAAGGCGUCAGUUAGGGGUCAGAACGCUUAUGAAGCCUACAUUAGAGUGGGGACCGGCCUUCGAAGAAAACAGACGGGGUACAAAAUAUGAAAGAAUUAAAAAUCCAAUUUAUGGAAAAACCAAUCUGUCAUAUAUACAUGAUGAACAAUCGGAUUCAAACUAUCUAAAUUCAAAACUGUCAAAUGAACCUCCACCAACUUAUCAGGAAUCAACACGAAUGUAACAAGAAUAUAAAUUAAAUAACAAACAUUACAAGUGCAUUUGUUUUAUGAUACCAAAACUAC